Messenger RNA from Vigna radiata var. radiata (mung bean), 2415 nucleotides. RefSeq names its product mitogen-activated protein kinase 20-like. The transcript is spliced from 10 exons. The record is from RefSeq and is a predicted model, not a curated record. Gene Ontology annotation, cellular component: cytoplasm; nucleus. Gene Ontology annotation, molecular function: ATP binding; MAP kinase activity. Lineage: Eukaryota; Viridiplantae; Streptophyta; Magnoliopsida; Fabales; Fabaceae. Bases 351 to 2186 code for a protein of 611 amino acids. Gene Ontology annotation, biological process: protein phosphorylation; intracellular signal transduction.
CGAAGCCUUUCAAAAUUUUCACUCUUUCUCCUUGUGUCGGUGUACUUCUCUUCCGGGCCACUCGUUUUAGCUUCCUCAAACGCGCUUUUGGUUGAAGAAGCUCCUCUGGGAUCUGAGUGUGGGGUGAGAGAGAGAUGGGUGAGUUUUGUCUCUGAGUUAGAUCUACGUCGCUUCAUGUGCCAGUUUGGUGUUGGGAUUGGAGGUGGGGUUGUAUUUGGAUUCUGUGUGGGUUGAAGGAGCUGGGGUAGGGGGGGUAAAUGUGCUUGGGUUUUGUUUUAUGUCAAAAUUGAACCUUACCUUUCUAUGUCUUUCCUAUUGGUGGCUUAAUUUGUAGUGGCUCUUGUCUCAGAAUGCAGCAAGAUCACAGAAAAAAGGGCUCAAUGGAGAUGGAAUUUUUCUCCGAUUAUGGCGAUGCCAACAGGUACAAAAUUCAAGAAGUCAUCGGGAAAGGCAGUUAUGGUGUUGUUUGUUCAGCUAUAGACACUCAUACUGGCGAGAAAGUAGCAAUUAAAAAGAUACAUGAUAUCUUCGAGCAUGUAUCUGAUACUGCGCGUAUUCUCCGUGAGAUAAAGUUGCUUAGACUUCUUCGACAUCCUGAUAUUGUUGAAAUUAAGCAUGUUAUGUUGCCACCUUCGAGGAGGGACUUUAAGGAUAUUUAUGUCGUUUUUGAGCUAAUGGAGUCUGAUCUGCAUCAAGUCAUUAAAGCCAAUGAUGACUUAACAAAAGAGCACUAUCAAUUUUUUCUGUACCAAUUGCUUCGAGCACUGAAGUAUAUUCACACUGCAAAUGUCUAUCAUCGAGACUUGAAGCCAAAGAAUAUAUUAGCCAAUGCAAACUGUAAACUUAAAAUAUGUGAUUUUGGCUUAGCUAGAGUUGCUUUUAGUGACACGCCAACAACUGUAUUUUGGACGGAUUAUGUUGCUACAAGGUGGUAUAGAGCACCGGAGCUCUGUGGAUCCUUUUACUCAAGGUAUACUCCAGCAAUUGAUAUUUGGAGUAUAGGUUGCAUCUUUGCUGAAGUAUUGAUAGGAAAGCCACUUUUUCCUGGAAAAAAUGUUGUGCAUCAGUUGGAUCUGAUGACAGAUCUGCUUGGUACGCCCUCGCUUGAUACGAUAUCUCGGGUACGCAAUGAUAAGGCACGGAGAUACCUGACUAGUAUGAGGAAAAAACAGCCUAUACCAUUUGCACAAAAGUUUCCUAAUGCAGAUCCUUUAGCCCUACGACUACUUGAAAAGUUACUCGCCUUUGAUCCAAAAGACCGGCCAACUGCUGAAGAGGCAUUAGCUGAUCCUUACUUCAAGGGACUUGCGAAAGUUGAGAGGGAGCCAUCGUGCCAGCCUAUUACAAAAAUGGAGUUUGAAUUCGAAAGGAGAAGAGUCACAAAGGAAGAAAUUGGAGAGUUAAUUUUUCGUGAGAUUCUAGAGUAUCAUCCUCAACUAUUGAAAGACUACAUAAAUGGAACAGAGAGAACUAAUUUUCUUUACCCAAGUGCUGUUGAUCAAUUCAAGAAGCAAUUUGCUCAUCUUGAGGAAACUGGUGGCAAAAGUAGUCCAGUUCUGCCACCUGAAAGAAAGCAUGUAUCACUUCCCAGGUCAACAAUUAUACAUUCAAAUACAGUACCCACAAAAGAGCAAUCAAAUAUUGUUUCCAGCAAAAUCAGGCAAACAGCUGAGGAAUACAGCAAUAAUUCUAGGGAUACAGAAAAUCCUGCGCCAAGGUCCAUUCAGGGUCUGCAAAAAUUUUCACAUGCAAAACCUGGUAAAGUUGUUGGGCCGGUUAUUCCAUACGAGUAUGCAAGUGUUGUCAAGGGUUCAUACGAGCCCAGGACAUUUAUGAGAGGUUCUGUUCCUCCUUCUCAACCCACUCCCCCGACGAACCAUUAUCAAAGAUUAACCUCUGGGAAACAAGAAAGGUCAGCAACAGAAGCUGAGAAGUGUGUAUCUUUACAAUCAAAACUUGCACAGCAAUGUUGUGUGAAUGGCCAAAUAGCACCAGAAAUAGCUAUAAAUAUUGAUUCCAACCCUUUUUUCAUGACACGAGCAGGAGUGAACAGGAUAGAGCAGGAUGACCGAAUAGCCAUUGAUACAAAGAUGCUGCAAACAAAAGCUCAUCAAUAUGGUGGGAUUAGUACAACUGCUCAUAGAAAGGUUGGACCAGUACAGUAUGGUAUUACAAGGUUGUUCUAGAAGAAUGUUGGCUUGUGAAUAGUUUGGCCAGAUGGAGCAAUCCUUGUCGAGCACAAGAGAAGUUUCUUUAUAGUGGAGAAGUAGUAGUAAUCUCUGGUGGUGCUUUGUGUAAGAUGAUUGAAUUAGUGCAACUUCCCCAGAAAGAACCAGCUUUCUCUUGUCAAACCUUGUAAACAUUGGUUUCAGUUAUCAAUAAACUGAACAAUUGAAAUUGAGUUCUAUCUUGUAA